AUAAUUUUGCCCCUUCGUAUAGACAUUUUUUUAAAAUCUAUUUUAACUAAUAUGUAUCAAUAAUUUGAUUCGGUUUUCUGGACGGGAUGUGGGCGUUUGGUUUGGUUUUGAUAAAUUACUUUUAUUUACGAAUUAUAUUUAUAUGUUAAUACUAUUUCAUAUCAUCAAUACAGCAAAGUUAUUCUGAACUUUAAAAAAUACCUAAUUUAUUGCUGUUGCAAUCUUGAAAUUGUAAUAACUCAUACGAUUUAUCAAAAUUCCUAACCGCCUGAAAUAUAUUACUCAUGGUUAUAUACAAAUAGUUAAAUGCUCCUUUUAUAGUUAAAAUUAUAAUUUGUACUGUAAUGUUAGAGUAAACAAGUAAUAAAAGGUUCUCCUGAUGAAACCAAAAAUGACAUCAGAAUCUAAAAAAGUGCAAAAUUUUCCAAGUAAUCUUUUGAGUCCUGAGGAGAAUCAAAAAAUAUUUUACAGUUUGGGAAAACAGUGCACGACUCUUGCAACAACUGUUGUUCAACUGUAUUUGACCGAAGAACCUCAUCAUUCAGCAUGGUGUAAGAAAUGUUGUGGAGUUAUAUGCUUUGUGAAGGAUAAUGAGCGUCGUGCUUACUUCAUAAAAUUGUUUGAUAUGGAUAAAUCAGCCUGGAUUUGGGAGCAAGAGUUAUAUACACCCUUUGUAUACAAACCAACUUGUACAUUCUUCCAUGUUUUUGAAGCUGAUAAUUGUAUGGCUGGUUUAAAUUUUGCUGACAAUGAUGAAGCUAUGAAUUUCAAAUCAGCUGUUCAAAAGAAACUUCAAAUGAGAGAUGAAAGGAAGAGAGAAAGAAAACGUGUGCAACAAAACAGCCUUCAACCUUCAAAUGCUGGGAUUAAUAUCGCUGCUAAAGCGAAAUCACAAUCGACUCAAUCGCUUGCUAAUGGUAAAGAUACAAAAAAGGACAAGAAGAAAAAGAAAAAGUUAACAAAGGAUGAUAUAAGUACUCCAACAAAUUUUAUGCAUGUGCAACAUGUUGGAUGGGAUCCUAAAAAAGGCUUUGAUAUCGAAAAUGUGGAUGAAGAUUUAAAAGUAUUCUUCACACUAGCUGGAGUGUCAGAUAAAGAAUUAAAUGACCUUGAAACUCGAAAUUUUAUCUAUGACUUUUUAGAAAAUCAUGGCGGUGUUGAGAAAGCUAAACAGGAAAUUGCUGAAAAAUGUACUCCUCCACCAGUCCCCACUAGAGAAGUACCUCAUACGCCUCGUACCCCACGGAAUACACAAACAAGAUCUGCUGCACCUCCACCCCCGCCUCCUCCACCUUCUGUGCCUCCUGUUUUUCAGCAAUCGUCUAAUCCCGUUUCUCAUCGAUCUGUCCGAGGUGGAGCAGAAGCCAGUCCUGCUCCUCCUCCACCACCACCCCCGCCACCUCCUCCUGCCCCAUUAGGUGGAUGUGUACCUCCUCCACCCCCUCCCCCUCCGCCAAAUGUUAUGCCAGAAGCCAAACCUGCAUCCAAUCCUGCUUUUACGAAGCAGCAGGCUCCACCAAUCGACAACAGAUCAGCUUUGUUAGAUCAGAUUAAAAAAGGCAAGGAACUUCACCAUGUUGAAAUCAAUGGUAAUGAUGCUCCCAAAGAAGUAAAUGAUGGUCGUGGAGCUCUUUUAAAUCAAAUUAGACAAGGAGUUGUUUUAAAAGCCGUUUCAGAAGAUUCUCGUCCGGCUCCAUGUGCUGCACCAAUGGAUGGUUUGGCAGGUGCUUUAGCUCGAGCUCUACAGGAAAGAAAUAGAGCCAUUCACCAUACAGAUGAGAGUGGCAGUAGUAGUGAUGAAGAUGAUGAUGAGUGGGAUUAGAAAUCCUGGUUUUAAAGGAUUAUCUUGUAUGCAUCGAGAUUUUGAAGAGCUUUUUAGUCAAAUCUGUGAUCGUAAAUAUAUAAAUGAAGAUACAGUAUUAAAAAUACAUGAGUUGUUAUGUUAUCUGUAAAAAUAUAUUUAUUGUAAAUUCUAUCUUGUAUUUUUCAUAUAAAGUUUGCUUUUAGUGUUAAUUACUUUAUGUAAAUGAUUUGUUCAAUGUAAUAGGAAAUGGGAAUAAUAUGUAUAUUUUUUAAAAAUAAUAAAUUGUACAUAAUUACCA
Molecule: messenger RNA, 2102 nt
Organism: Parasteatoda tepidariorum (common house spider)
Lineage: Eukaryota; Metazoa; Arthropoda; Arachnida; Araneae; Theridiidae
Product: actin nucleation-promoting factor WASL
Biological process (GO): actin filament organization
Molecular function (GO): actin binding
Source: RefSeq, a predicted model, not a curated record